Molecule: messenger RNA, 2757 nt
Organism: Spodoptera littoralis (African cotton leafworm)
Lineage: Eukaryota; Metazoa; Arthropoda; Insecta; Lepidoptera; Noctuidae
Source: the annotation of a GenBank genome assembly
GUAAUUUAUACUUUCAACAUGUCAAAAGCAAAUUACGGACAGUUUUUACGAAAUACCAAUCUAAUUUUGCCCAAGCAACCGAACCAUGACGAGUUUUUGAUGGUAAUGGAAAAUGUAUUCCGAUGCUCUUGCUUCAUUGGUGUGCUUGGGGUAAAGAAAUGGAUCUGCUACGUUUGGAGUGCUUUCAUACUGUUUGUGUUGCUGGUGAUGGAGUCACAGGCCAUCUGGAAGGUUAUCAAAGCUCUGGGUGGAUGGGCUAUAGAUACUGCUGGACAGAGAAGCGUAACAGCAAGACUAGCAGGAACCAUCUUCUACACCAUAGCCAUUAUAUCUUUGAUCCUAGCCUCGAAGCUGUUCAGGUCUUGGGAAGAACUCUCAGCGCUAUGGGUCAGAGUGGAACGAGUAAUGGCAGUAAAGGUUCCAAGUGAUGGAACUUUGAAGAGGAGAAUGUAUUUCAUCAUUGGUUUUAUGACUGUUUGUUCGUUGUUGGAACAUUUAUUGAGCAUUGUAUCUGCCAUUGGACUGGAUUGUCCGUCGUAUUUGAUUAUUAAACGAUACAUUCUGAUUUCUCAUGGUUUCAUGAUAUUGAGGCUAUUAUGGGCCUCCGUGAAAACCGAAGCAACGAAAGUGUACACUUGGCGCAAACUGCGAGAGGCGUACGUGAAGCAAGCGAUGUUAGUUCGCAAGGUGGACGACGCUAUUGGUGGCAUCAUUAUAUUGUCGUGUUUCUGUAAUUUUUAUUUUAUAUGUCUACAGCUGUUUCUUGGCAUCACCCAAAGUCAAUCAAGUGAGCCUCUCAGGACAGUCUACUACUUCACUUCAUUGGGCUGGUUGUGCUUCAGAGUGAUCAUCGUUGUCCUGGCAGCCUCUGACAUAAACGUCCACUCUCAGAUAGCUCUCAACCACAUCUAUACACACGAUACUCUUUAUUAUAAUGUUGAGGACUUCUUAGACACUAUGGAAAAGGUGUUUCACUGGUCGUGUAUAUUCGGUGUAUUUGGUUCGAAGAGGUACAUCAGUAUAUUGUGGAGUGCCCUUAUCUUGGCGUCGUUGGUGGUUAUAGAGUACUUAGCUAUCUGGAAGGUCAUUCGAGCAGUUACUGGAGUAGCCAGGGAUACGAGUGGACACCAAGACUACUCCGAAUGGUUUGCAAUGCCAUUAAUACUGGUAAGCACUUUAGCCAGUCUGCUAUGGAACUUCCAAGAUCAGCUCAUAGUCCUCAUCAGCAUUGGUCUUACAUCUCGGUAUUAUAGGCUCAAUGGCUACGUCGCUAAAUUAUGUGAAGUAGAAAAAUAUCAGACGGAGUUUAAUAAGAAGUCAGAAGCUCUAAAAGUGUACACGUGGCAUAAAAUACGGGAGGCGUACGUGAAGCAAGCGAUGCAAGGUCUAUCUACAGAUGUAAUGACAGGUAUAUACUACGUGGUAUCACUCGUCUGGCUGUGUACCCGCGUGAUAAGUGUCGUACUCUCCGCGUCGGGAGUGAACACACACUCAAAGACUGCCCUCAAGUACUUGUAUACUUAUGAAACACACUGCUAUAAUGUUGAAGUAGGAAGGCUCCAAGACCAACUAACUAAAGAUUACAUCGCCCUCAGCGGAAUGGGAUUCUUCUAUCUCAACAAAACUAUUUUGUUACAGGAUUUCCUCCCAAUUCUAAACAACGUGUUCAAGAAUGCUCGUUACUUCGGGAUCUCUGGCUAUGGGUUCAAUUUGUCUUUCGCUUGGAGUCUGGUACUGUUUACAAUGCUGGUGGUAGCUGAAACCGUAGCAGUUUGGAAAGUUGUAAGGUUCCUUGGAGGGUGGCUGAUGAGCGCUUCUGAUAAUGGUUUUAUAGGUCGGAUGUCCGGAGCCAUCUUCUAUGCAAAUGCCUUGAUAUCACUAUUCCUUUCAUCAAAGUUUGUACAUUCUUGGAGGAACCUCUAUAUCUACUGGCUUAGUACGGAGACUAAUACUGCGCUCAAAUUUCCUCCUGAUGUGAGAACAAAAAAGAGGGCUAUUUUGAUAAUCGUCUUCGUUAUUAGUGUUGCUUCUAAGGACUACAGCGCAUGGAAUGGUAUACCAAUUUUUAUUUUGAGCAAAUUGGCCACAGUUCUGUGGAACUUUCAAGAUUUGAUUAUCAUUCUCAUCAGCAUGGGACUCAGUUCUCGGUACAAAAGACUGAAUUUGUACGUUAGGAAAAUAGUUACCGUUGAAAAGCGAUCUGAGACAAAACCGAAGUUCGGCACAGAAUUAUACUUACAAAUUCAAGUAUGGCGACGUUUGCGCGAGGCGUACGUUCGACAAUCAACACUCGUGCGCAUGGUCGACCGUAAGCUUGGAUCUCUUGUGUUGCUGUCCAAUAUAAAUAAUCUGUACUUCAUCUGUUUGCAGAUCUAUCUUGGAAUACACAAACCGAGUUCAAGCACAAUAAGUCGUUGUUAUUUCCUCUUCUCACUAAGCUGGCUAAUACUAAGAGCAUGCAGCGUAGUGAUUGCUGCGUCCGACGUACAUCUGCACUCGCAAAGAGCUUUGAAAUUGCUGCACUCAUGCCCCAGUGCUAAUUAUAAUAUCGAACGUAUUCGAGUUACCGAUGAUACACCGGUGCGCGGAGUCAGUGCCGCUGUCGGUUUGGUAUCAGAUAUCAUGGAGCAGAACCAGUCCUCCGAGGAUGGAGUACAGACCACGUUACAGGCAUCCGCGGCAUCGGAUGAGUUAGUAGAUAAAGUGGCAGCUGCAAUAUUGAAGUACGAAUUAGUUUUAAUACAAUAUGAUAAGUAG